Molecule: messenger RNA, 1287 nt
Organism: Staurois parvus
Lineage: Eukaryota; Metazoa; Chordata; Amphibia; Anura; Ranidae
Source: the annotation of a GenBank genome assembly
AUGUGCCUGCAGGCCCAGGGCAAACUUUGCCGGUCAGUAUGGAAAGGCUUGGUCUUGGGAACCCUCUUCACCAGUUUUUUGAUUCUGUUGUACUCCUAUGCAUCUCCACCUCUAAGUCUUAGCAGCACAGAAAACCCUGUCUCCUUCCGUUGUCAGCCAUCUUCAAAUUCUGGCUCCUAUCUACGAAAAGCCAAUACUAGUUCUGGUUCUUCACAGCAUUGUGUACCACGGCACAACCUUAUGUUCCUGAAAACCCACAAAACAGGAAGUAGCACAAUCCUUAACAUUCUGUUCCGCUAUGGAGAGAAGCACAAUCUUCAUUACGCUUUCCCCCGUGGACGCAAUGACUUUGAGUAUCCAAGCUUUUUUCAGCGUUGGCAGGUUGAGGGCUACCAGCCCGGUAUGUGCUUUAAUAUCAUCUGCAAUCAUAUGCGCUACCGGCAUUCCGAAGUGAGCCUUCUCAUGCCUCAAGAUACCACUUUUGUCACUGUUGUCCGUAAUCCAGCUCUGCUUUUUGAAUCCUCAUUCCAGUACUUUGCUCGUGUGGUACCAUUAACAUGGUCUCUGCCAGGAUCAGGGAGUGAGCAAAAGAUGGAUUCUUUUCUACGAAGUCCUCUGAGUUACUACGAUUCCAGUGGAUUUAAUGCACACUACCUGCGUAAUCUGCUGACCUUUGACCUGGGUUAUGAUAAUGAAAUUGAUGUGGGAGAUACUAAAGCGCAAAAUCUGUUGGAGGAGCUUGAUAAACGAUUUCAUUUGGUCAUGCUCUUGGAAUAUUUUGAUGAGUCACUAUUGUUGUUGCGUGAAUUGAUGUGUUGGGAGAUGGAUGACAUACUUUAUUUUAAGCUAAAUGCACGUAAAGAUUCUGGUGGCUCACGUCUAAGCCCUGAGAUAUACCAGUUGGCACAGGAGUGGAAUGCACUUGACUUACUAAUUUAUCAACAUUUCAAUACUACAUUUUGGAACAAGGUAGAAAAAUAUGGAAUGGAGAGGAUGAAGAAGGAUGUCAUAGAACUGAAGAGGAGGAAUGAAGAACUGAAGCAGGAAUGUAUUGCUGGAGGUGGCCCAGUAGAUGCUAGUAAGAUUAAAGAGUCUGGCCUGCAGCCAUGGCAGCCUCUGGGGAAAACAUUUAUUCAAGGAUAUAAUUUGAAAAAGAAUAUUCUUCCUCAACAUAGGCAGCUCUGCAGAAGUAUGCUGACUCCUGAAAUACAGUACAUGAGCCGUCUGGGAGCAGAUCUAUGGGUCACAAGACUAUGGGGUAAUAUUAGGGCACUGCUGAACUGGUGA